GGCCCUAAGUUGUGUGUCAUUUGACAGGCAAAGAAGCAUUUUGUGAUACCAUCAAAAAGGAGACACUCACAGUCCUGGUACAGCGAGAAGAAGAGAAAUAGUAAAGGAAAACAGUGGAGGGAAGGACUUACUGGUGAUAAAAUGCCACCAGGAGGAUGGGGGGUUGUGUUACAUAAAAUACCAGCUAAGAAACCCUCAUUGAGAGCUGCACAGUCUUCAGAUUUGGAGAGCUCUGAUGAUGAAGAUCCUUCUUGUAGCAUUCUGAGAGAGAAGAGGACGAGUAAUAAACAGCUCACACGCCAAAGCGUCCGCGCUCAAACCGUAACUCUAAAGACAAACAGUAAAAAGAGAGACAGCUCUGAGGGAAAAGAAAUGGAGGAUGAGCUGAGUGACAGCAGUCCUCCACAAAGUCCAAAGGAAUGCAUGCAAAAGUGCAAAGUAUCUAACAAAGAGGAGUUAUCCCAGGAAGGGCGGGGAGACAGUGAGCCUGCAGACCAAAGUUUCUUCCAGAGUGACACCAAUAAUGUUGCUACAUGCAGUGAAACCAAAGUGAAGAAGAAGCAAAAUCACAGAGAACAUAAUGAAAGUGCAGAAGAAGCUGAUAAUGAAAGUCAGCAGGAGGUGAAGGUUCAGUAUGCUGCACUGUCUGUGAAUGAGGAAAUCACUGAGGUGGAGGAAAGUCCUCAUCUGUCACAGACCAUCAGCGAGCUGGAGCUUAAUGAAAAAAAUAGGAUGGAGGAGAGUGACAUCUCUGAUUCAGAACAGAGGAAGAAGAAAAAGAACAACCAAGAAAACGAAAAUACAGAAGAAGAAAAGAGCCAGGACGAGCUGGAGGAUCAGCACACUGCAUCAUCUUUGAAUGAGGAAAUCACUGAAGUGGAAGAGACUCAACAUCUGUCACAGACUGUUAAUGAGCUGGAUCUUAAUGCAAAAAUCGGUUUGGAGGACAGUGACGUUCCUGAUUCACAACAGAAGAAGGUGAAAGAGGACAACAAAGAAAUGAAAAAUGCAGAAGAGGAAAAGAGCCAGAGUCGGGACGAGCUGGAGGAUCAGCACGAUGCCGCAUCUGAGAAUGACAAAAUCACUGAGGUGGAGGAGGAGACUCCCUGUUUGUCACAGGUCACCAGCGUGCUUGAUGUUACCGGAAAAACUGUGAUGGAGGACAGUGACAUGACUGAUACACAACAGAAGAAGAAGAAAAAGAAGAAGGUGAAAGAGGACAACAACGAAAACAAAAAUGCAGAAGAAGAACAGAGUCUGAGUCAGGAUGAGCUGGAGGUUCAGGAUGCUGCAGCAUCUGCGAAUGAGGAAAUCAUUGAGGAGGAGGAGAGUGACAUUCCUCAUUCACAACAGAAGAAGAAAAAGAAGAAAAGAAAAAAGUCACCUGAAGAACACGAAAAGGAGAAGAUGAAAAAGAAAACGUCAGAAAGCAAUGAUGGUGAGGAGGAAGAUGUCAAGCAGUCAAAGUGCAACACCGCUGCUGAAUCUCUUCACGAUGAUGUGGAGAUACCAACAAAGAAGAAGAAAAAGAAAAAAAGAACAGAGAAAAAGGAAGAGUUUAAAGAUGAAGGUGAAGGUUUCAGAAAUACUGAAGCUUUUCAGGAAAACCUUGAGAAAACUUUGGAAUCCAGUUGUGCGAAAAGAAAAAAGCACAAAAAGUCAUCUCAAAGAGAUGAAUCUAACACUCCCGAAGAUGAAGAAAAUCCACAGAAAACAGAUGAGAUUGAAGACCAUGAUGCUGGUUUACUGAUGACCAAGAAGAAGAAGAAGAAAAUGAAAGAAAUGUCAGGCAUGGAGGGCUCCAAUGACACUGUCGCAAAAAGCUCUGAUCUGUUGUCUGUGCAGCGGAAAAAAAAGAAGAGGAAAUCUUUCUUCCUCGGUGCUGAUGUCGAGGGAAAAGCUGCGCAUUCAGAGGAAGAAAAACAUUGUCCUUUGCGAUCUGUGGCUGCUGAAAUGCCAGGCGUCAGCACCGGCAGUCCUGCUGAAUCAGCAGAAAUCACUGUAAGUUUGGACGAAUCUAAUGACAGAGUCAGGAAAAAGAAGAAGAGGAAAAUGUUAAAUGAAGAAGAGAGUGUGGAAAAAGAUCUGGAACCAGAUUUUGAGGAACUUGAGGAGGCCCUGUCUGACACAGGGCUGAAGAAGAAGAAGAAGAAACGUAAGAGGAACGAAACCAAGUCAGCGACCCCUGUGAAAGGAUCAGAAAAUGCUGAUACAAGAUGCUCUGAUGAGGCUGUGGUGUUAAAAAAGAAGAGGGAAAAAAAUAUCCAAGAAACUCCAGCAGCUGCAAGUGAAGAAACUGAAUCAGAAAGUCUGUUUGAACAUGCUUCGCCAUCUUUAGAUACACCCGGAGAAGACAGCAAAAAGAAGACAAAAGGGAAAUCUGCUCAUAAUGUUUCACUAUGGCGUAAAGAACAAUCUUAUGAACAUUUAAUCACAUCCAAAGAAGGGCGUAAAACUGACAUGAAAGAACGAAAAAGAACAUCAACAUCCAUUGUCCAGUAUAUCCACUAUCUGCUGCACAUGUCCAAACCAUCUCAUUCUUGCGUCUCCAGCAAGGAUGCUGCUGCCGUCAUCACUUCUUCUUGA
Molecule: messenger RNA, 2586 nt
Organism: Neolamprologus brichardi
Lineage: Eukaryota; Metazoa; Chordata; Actinopteri; Cichliformes; Cichlidae
Source: RefSeq, a predicted model, not a curated record